Scheffersomyces stipitis CBS 6054 is the source of this 2310-nucleotide messenger RNA. It is a transcript of the gene PEX5, whose product is annotated as Pex5p. The record is from RefSeq and is a predicted model, not a curated record. NCBI's taxonomy places the organism in Eukaryota, Fungi, Ascomycota, Pichiomycetes, Serinales, Debaryomycetaceae. Bases 432 to 2249 code for a protein of 605 amino acids. Gene Ontology annotation, biological process: protein import into peroxisome matrix, docking. Gene Ontology annotation, molecular function: protein binding. Gene Ontology annotation, cellular component: cytosol; peroxisomal membrane. The transcript has a single exon.
AUAUUUAUUAUCAUUAGAGCCAACUACCAGUUAUCGAAGUUUCUCGUAGUUGCCGCAUAACAGCAUUUGUGAAUUAUCAUUCUUUUGCUGUAUUUUACUCAAAUAUCUCCGGAUUUUUAUACUCUUGUGAGAUUUUUCAGUGCAGAAAGCGAACCGGUUCUUGUUAUUUGUAAGACAAUAAGGUCGCUAGAAUCGUUACCACGGCUCAAAGUUCUUCGGAAAGGAUUCAGUUUUAGUUGAUUUGGUAUUUUACUCAAUUUUGACACAAUUCAAGAGAAUCAACAGUGUAUCAUAUUCAACUGGAAUCAUAGAAGAAUACACACAUCGAAACAUAACGACUACUAUCAAGGGUCUAUUUAUCAUAAUCUUCGUCUAUUUUAAAUAGUAUACAACUUUUGUAUACUUUCCUAAUCUAAGAACCUAUAAUUAAUAUGUCUUUUGUUGGAGGUGGUGCCGACUGUUCUGUCAACGGCAAUGCAAUUGCUCAGUUCAACAAACAUACACAACAGGACAGAUCUCUCCAAAGACAAGCGGCAAACCAGCCAGCAAUCUUGCAGAGUCAGGGCUUCAAACAAGAGAAUCUUAUGAAUGCUCGUGAUCGCCAGAAUUUGGACAACUUCAUGAAUGCCAACAAUGGCCAGAACAGCUUCCAGUUCCAACCAAUGAGACACGAGUUGAACAUGAUUCACAACCACCAACAGCCUCAACACCAGCAUAACUGGCUGGCCGAGUUCAAAACUCAUUCUCCUUCGCCAAUUCCGCAGGUAGCCGCUCCUAUUGCUCCUAUUGCCAAGACUGGUUCUCCAUUAAACGCCCAAUGGGCGAACGAGUUUCAACCCAUGGAUCAAGCAGUGGCUCGUCAGAAUCCACAGCAAAUGAACGCCAUGCCCUCUAUGAUGAUGGGAGCCUAUAGGCCUAUGAUGAGCAUGCCUAUGAUGACAAACAAUGUUGCACAGCAGCAACAGCAAACACCUCAGAACCAGGAAGUACAGGUUGACUGGGAUGACCAUUUCAAGCAGAUGGAAGAACUCGAUAGUAAGGUGGAAGAAAAGAUUGAAGAAGCUACAGCUGAUCCCGAAGAGAUCGCUCGAGAAGCCUCGCCAGAUUUCGUCAUUGACGACAAAUACCAGGCUACUUUCCAAGAAGUAUGGGAUGGGUUAAACAGCGAAGCAAUAGAAGCGGAUUUCAUCAGCCAGCAGUAUGAAGACUUCAAGAACACACAGAAAGAGACUUUCCCACCAGAUAUGAGUCAAUGGGAAAAAGACUUUUCUCGUUACGUUUCCACCAGAGCUCAUUUUGGAGACUAUCAAUUUGAAGAUAGGCAGAAUAACCAAUUCUUGGAUUUGCCAGCUGAGAAUGACCCUUAUGAAAUUGGCUUACAGCUUAUGGAAAAUGGUGCCAAGUUGUCAGAGGCUGCGUUGGCAUUUGAAGCUGCUAUUCAGAGAGACGAGGGGCACAUCAAUGCCUGGCUCAAAUUGGGAGAGGUGCAAACCCAAAAUGAAAAGGAGAUUGCAGGUAUUUCAGCAUUGGAAAAGUGUUUGGAAUUGAAUCCUGAAAACUCCGAGGCUUUGAUGACGUUGGCUAUAUCCUACAUUAACGAAGGCUACGACAAUGCUGCAUUUGCCACCUUGGAAAGAUGGAUUUCUACUAAAUACCCUCAAAUUGUAGACAAAGCUCGUGCGCAAAACCCAGAAAUUACCGACGAAGACAGAUUUUCGUUGAACAAACGUGUCACUGAACUUUUCCUCAAGGCUGCUCAGUUAUCGCCUAGUGCAGCUAACAUGGACGCAGAUGUUCAGAUGGGUUUAGGUGUCUUGUUCUACGCAAACGAAGAGUUUGACAAGACUAUCGACUGUUUCAAAGCAGCAUUAAGUAUCAGACCUGACGAUCCUGUGUUGUGGAAUAGAUUGGGUGCCUCGCUUGCUAAUUCGAACCGUUCUGAAGAAGCCGUAGAUGCAUACUUCAAAGCUUUGCAGUUGAAGCCUACCUUUGUCAGAGCCAGAUACAAUUUGGGGGUGUCUUGUAUCAACAUCAGAUGCUACAAAGAGGCAGCUGAGCAUCUCUUGAGUGGUUUGUCCAUGCACCAAGUGGAAGGCGUAGAGAAUGACAGCACACUCAACCACAACCAAUCUACAGCUUUGACAGAGACCUUGAAGAGAGCAUUCAUUGCUAUGGAUAGAAGAGACUUGUUAGAGUUGGUCAAGCCUGGAAUGGACUUGACUCCGUUCAGAAAGGAGUUCAACUUCUGAGGAUACGAUACAUAGUAAUGCUUAUAUGGGUAUGUAGGUUAAAUAUUUAUACUUACAAAAU